AUGGAAGAACUGGAUGAUCCCAUAACAAUAGAGGAAGUAGAAUCAGCUCUAAAACUUACAAAGAACAACAAAGCCCCAGGGCCUGAUGACAUUCCUAUUGAAACGAACAAAGGAGACCCCCUUGAGUGCAAAAACUACAGGGGUAUAUCCCUCAUGAGCCACAUUGGCAAACUAUAUGAAAGAAUUCUCGAAAGAAGACUGAGACAAAAAGCAGAGAGCCUGCUCAGUGAAAGCCAGCGUGGUUUUAGACCUGGCAGGGGACCAGUAGAUCAGAUAGCAGCACUGAGAAUUUUCCUAGAGAAGAGCUGGGAAUACUCCAUUGAACAGCACAUAUGUUUCCUUGACUUGGAAAAAGCGUUCAAUCGCAUACCGAGAGGAAAAAUGUGGAAAGUGAUAGGAGAAACCGGCAUUAGUAAUAGACUCCUUAAAGCUAUAAGAAGCACAUAUGAGAACCAGCGCAGUACUGUACUGGGAGGCACUACUUACUUUGAAACCAACACCAGUGUAUGCCAAGGAAGUGUUCUCUCUCCACUUCUGUUCAUUAUCUACUUUAACCAUACUAUACAAAAUAUAGAAAGGAAAGACUUCGAAAUCGAACGUUUUGGGUAUGCAGAUGACAUUGCACAAACCAGAAACAGCACACGAAAGCUACAAAGAGUUAUGACCCAGUGGGACCAAGAGCUGACUACAGCAGGAUUAAAACUCAGCUACAAGAAGACGGAAUAUAUGAGACCACUUUUCAUGACAUCUAGUCAUUGUGGCUCUGGGAUGAACGCGUUUUUGUUCAUUUUGUCUUGCUCUUUUGUUACUGGACAAAUUCGUUACUCUAUUCCGGAGGAAACGAAGAAAGGCUCUCUGAUUGGUAACGUAGCACAAGAUCUAGGACUGGAUUUAAAAAGGCUGCAAACGGGACGAGCCCGCAUCGCGACCGGAGAAAGCAUGCAGUAUUCAGAGCUAAAACCAGACAAAGGAACUCUAGUCGUGAAGGAGAGAAUAGACAGAGAAGAGCUUUGUGGCGACAUCACACCCUGCAGCUUCAGUUUCGAGAUAAUUCUCGACAAUCCGAUUGAACUGCAUCGUGUUACUGUCGAGGUCAUUGAUGUGAAUGACCACCCGCCGACAUUUCAGAAGGAGCAUUUAAAAUUUGAAAUCAGUGAAUCUGCCCUUAUAGGAUCGCGCUUUGUUCUGGAGAGUGCAGAUGAUCCUGAUGUAGAACAGAAUACUCUACAGAGUUAUUUUCUCACCCCAAAUGAUUAUUUUGUUUUAAAGGAACAUACCAAUCCGGAUGGCAGUAAAUACGCAGAAAUGGUGAUGCAGAAAGCUUUGGACCGAGAAGAGCAGCCAAAACUCUCUUUAAAGCUGGUUGCUGUUGAUGGUGGAAACCCACAGAGGUCUGGCACUGUUAAUAUAGAUGUUACAGUAUUAGAUGUAAAUGACAACGCCCCCGUUUUUAAUCAGACAGUGUACAGAGCUUCAGUGGUCGAGAACGCCUCAAAGGGGACAUAUAUAACAAAAGUUAAUGCAACCGACGCUGACAGCGGGUCAAAUGGCGAGAUUAUGUUUUAUUUUUCUAAACUUAAAGGAAAUGUUGCAGACGUUUUCAAUAUUGAUGAAGACUCAGGAAUAGUUUCCGUUCUAGGCCAGGUGGACUAUGAAAAAGACAAAAAAUAUGAAAUUAGAGUCGAGGCCAAAGAUCAAGGAGGGUUAACUGACUCCUGUAAGAUAAUAAUCGAGGUAAUGGAUGUCAAUGACAAUGCACCAAUAAUUACUAUCAUGUCAUUCAGCAGUUUUGUAUCAGAGGAUGCUCCUCCCGGAACUACUGUAGCAGUUAUCAAAAUUAAAGACUACGAUUCAGAUGUUAACGGACUAGUGAAGUGUGUAGUAAAUAAAGGGAUGCCUUUUGAAAUACGUUCUUCAAUAACAGACUAUUAUAAUUUAAUCAGUGAUGCCUAUUUUGAUCGUGAAACUAUCCCAGAAUAUAACAUUACCCUAACAGCCACCGAUUCUGGCUCGCCUCCUCUCUCAGGCUCUGCCACUUUACGUCUCAUCAUCUCUGAUGUUAAUGAUAAUGCCCCGUCGUUUGAUAUGCAAACAUACUCCGUUUAUGUUCCUGAGAAUAACUCUCCUGGGUUGUCUCUUUAUACUGUAAGUGCGAGAGACUCAGAUUGGCAUCAGAACGCUAGAGUUUCCUAUUUUCUAGUCGAGCAAGAAAUCGGUGGAACGUCGGUAUCCUCUUUAGUAUCCAUUAACGCGGAAACCGGGGUAUUACACGCACUGCACUCAUUCGAUUAUGAACAAGUGAAACGCCUCACGUUCUACAUUACAGCUCAAGAUGGCGGUUCCCCUCCUUUAACUAGCAAUGCCACGAUUCAUGUUCUAAUCCAAGACCAGAAUGACAACGCGCCUCAGAUUCUGUAUCCGGUCCAAACUGGUGGCUCUGUGGUGGCUGAAAUGGUGCCUCGUUCAGCAGAUGUGGGCUAUCUUGUCACUAAAGUGGUGGCUGUGGAUGUGGACUCUGGACAGAAUGCCUGGCUCUCAUAUAAACUGCACAAGGCGACAGACAGGGCGCUGUUUGAAGUAGGCUUACAGAAUGGAGAAAUAAGAACCGUGCGCCAAGUCACUGAUAAAGAUGCUGUGAAACAGAAACUCACUGUUGUAGUGGAGGACAACGGACAGCCCUCUCGUUCAGCUACAGUCAAUGUGAACGUGGCAGUGGCGGACACUUUCCCUGAAGUGCUCUCCGAGUUCACUGACUUUACGCACAAGGAAUACAACGACAACCUGACAUUUUAUCUAGUGCUGGCCUUGGCUGUGAUGGAGGCGUGA
Messenger RNA from Neoarius graeffei (lesser salmon catfish), 2826 nucleotides. Its product is annotated as protocadherin beta-11-like. Gene Ontology annotation, cellular component: plasma membrane. The record is from RefSeq and is a predicted model, not a curated record. Lineage: Eukaryota; Metazoa; Chordata; Actinopteri; Siluriformes; Ariidae. The coding region runs from base 1 to 2826 and encodes 941 amino acids. Gene Ontology annotation, biological process: homophilic cell-cell adhesion. The transcript has 4 exons. Gene Ontology annotation, molecular function: calcium ion binding.